This is a messenger RNA of Monosiga brevicollis MX1, 1935 nucleotides long. RefSeq lists its product as uncharacterized. The record is from RefSeq and is a predicted model, not a curated record. Gene Ontology annotation, biological process: intracellular signal transduction; protein phosphorylation. Lineage: Eukaryota; Choanoflagellata; Craspedida; Salpingoecidae. Gene Ontology annotation, cellular component: nucleus. The coding region runs from base 1 to 1935 and encodes 644 amino acids. Gene Ontology annotation, molecular function: ATP binding; protein serine/threonine kinase activity. The transcript is spliced from 17 exons.
AUGCGCAGUAAGCGGUGGGGGGGAAUCGCCAGGCUCGGGAAGCGUCUCGGCGUCGACCUCAUCUCGUUCAACACGAUCGUGCGCGGCGUCAAAAUCAAAGUCAUCACCGACGACGCCUGCCCGCUCUACCAGGGAGCAGACGCGUUCGUUAAAGACUUGGCUAUAUUGGUGCUUUUCCGACAGCACAUGCCGUCUCAGCUCAUUCCGCCCUUGACGGUCAUGGGGAAAAUGAGCGCGGCAAGGUGUAAAUGCUUGUAUAUGUUUGUGUGUGUGUGUGUGUGUGUGUGUGCGCGCUUGCAUGUGUGUGUGUGUGUGUGCUUGUGCUUUGUGUGUGCUUUGUGUGCGCUUGCAUGUGUGUGUGCUCGUGAGGAAGAAAACCAUAUGCAAAAACAACAACACCAUGUCAUCAAUUUUGUCGACAAAUCAACCGGUUGUAACGGUCACAUGCAGUUUCUCUCUCUCUCUCUCUCUCUCUCUCUCUCUCUCUCUCUCUUUUUCAAUCAAACGUGUCGAAACGUCUGCGGCGAGCGAGCGCGACUUGAAACAAAGGGCGGGCUCUGUUCAGCUCACCGAGUAAUCAUGGCGGCGGCGCCGACACUGCGCGGCACCAUCAUCAAGAAUGAUUUCGUUCUCCGCGAAACGCUGGGCGUGGGCGCGUUUGGAAAAGUCAAGCGGGCUGAACACGUGACCAAAUUUACGCCCGUGGCCGUGAAAAUCGUCGCCAUCCCCUCAUCGGGUCAGGUCACCAGCAUUCGCAAGGAAAUUGUUCUUCAUCGACAGCUGGAGCAUCCCAACAUCAUCCGCUACAUGGACUAUGACUCAUCGCGCGAGAACAUUUUCAUCCUGCUCGAGCUCUCCGUCAAUGGCGAGCUGUUUAGUCUCAUUACACCAGACAAGGGGCUGCCCAACGACGUCUGUCACCUCUACUUUUGCCAAAUGUUCUCCGCACUUACCUACAUGCACUCGAAAUUCAUCUGCCACCGCGACAUCAAGCCCGAAAAUAUCCUCCUCGACCAAAACUUCAAUGUCAAGAUUACAGAUAUGGGCCUUGCAACCCUUUACGCUGUUCAGAACAAGAAGCGCCUUCUCCGCAAACGCUGUGGCACCGCCCCUUACACGUCCCCCGAAGUGUUCAACGAAUGUUACGAGGGCCCCGAGGCCGACCUAUGGUCAUGCUCCGUGGUUACCAUCGCCAUGGCAGUUGGCGAUUUUCUUCGACACACCCUGCACCCAGACCUUUCCAAACGUUGGGUCGAGCCAGAGAUUCGACAAAGCGUGUGGUUUCGCCACACGACAUCCUUGACCCCUCUCCUCGAUGAGCGCGGCAUGCUCACCGAGCCCUGCCCAUUGCUCAAGCAGCCCGAACCAGAAAUCAUCAUGCGAGAUGAAAACCCGUCCAAGCGCAGCAAGACGGCAGAGGAUUUAAUUUCGACUCAGGUGGACGAGGAGCGAGUGACGCGCUACCCCAAUUUUCUUUCCACGAUGGGCCUCGAAGAAACCUUUCUCGAGCUCAAGGAAUACUUCAAGACCGAUUUGCGUUUGGAGGUUUCACGGACUUUGCCCGAUAAACUGGCGCUGGAGAUUCAUCCUCGACCUCCCAAGGUCAAAGCUACCACGCCCGCCGCUUCAGCCUCAGCUCAGGCAGAUGUUGCUGCUGGUACACCCAAAACGCCGAACAGCACGGCCUCGGAGGCCAGCUGCUCCCCUUCAUCGACUGCGCCGUCCUCCACUGCUGCCAAUGUCAAUGAUGAGGAUGUUGAUUCGAUCGAGCCGGCGGACGCUCCACUUCGCUUUAGUAUCCGUUGCUUUCCUCACGAAAACAAUUGCACCCUCGUUUCCUUCCUCAAACUUGAGGGCGAUGGCAUUGAAUAUCGCCGUGUCUGCGAGGCAGUCAAGAGUAAUAUGGCCGAUAUUCUUUUGACUUUUGCGCAGUGA